AUGACAAGUUGGUGGAGACGCACGUCCAGAUACCUCUCGUCCCACUCCAACUUCUUCGUCGUCACCGGCGGCCUCGUGGGCGGCGCCUACCUCCUCUCGCAGUAUGCCAUCUCCAAGUUCCAGCAGAUCCAAGAAAAGCUCGUCAACGACAAGAAUGCAAAGGAAAACCUCCGACGAAGAUUCGCGCAAAAUCAGGAGGAUUGUACCUUCACCGUCCUCGCACUCCUCCCAACCCUAGGCGAUCAGCUUUUUGCGAAACAUGACGUAGAACAACUCACCGAAAGCUUGCGCUCGCAAGCAGCACCUCCAGCUCCAACCACGAUCACCUCCGACGCACCGCAACUUUCAGCAGCCGAACCAGCUCCUUCAGCAUCGAUAGCCGCUUCAGCCUCCGAUCAGCAGGAUCCACAGCCGUCGCAAACAGCUCAGCUCCCGGCUUCCGAACCUCAACCAACGCCUGAAACCUUGCCUCAUCCAGACGCUCCUUCGCCCCAACUUAACCCACUCGCAAAGACUUUUGUUCCAGGCGUAGUACCCGCGCCUGCGCCGUCCUCGCAGCCUUCCACGGACGCUGCGCAAGCCAAUGGCCUCGAAGCUGCUCCCGACGCUCCUGUCGUCCCAGGGGCGACGCAACAGCUCCCUCCAGCCCAGUCCCCCGACGCACAACCCACUGGUUCGCCACAAACCACAACCGAUAACGACGCAGAGCAGCUCGCGCAAACCCAGUCGUCGCCAACAGUAUCGGCCGUCCUUCCUCCAUCCUCGGAACAACCCCAUGUCGAUGCUCAGCAGCAACGCUCCAAGAUCAUCGCAGACAGGCACGCCAAGCUCCGUCUCUGGAACGAUCUCAAGCUCACCUCCUUCACCCGCGCCAUCACCUCGCUCUACUGCGUCGUCCUCCUCACCCUCCAGACACACAUCCAGCUCAACCUCAUCGGCAGAUUCGCCUAUCUCGCUUCCGUCGAGGCGCUCGCUCGCGAAUCCGACGACCCCUCCGUCCUCGCAUCCGCAUCCCAUCUCGACUCGUCUCGUGUGCUUGACCACGACACCGAGCGCCUCUACCUCACCUUUAGCUGGUGGUUCCUCCACCGAGGCUGGAACGCCUUGUCAGAUCGCGUCGCCGACGCCAUCGCCAGGACUUUCUCGCCCCUCUCCGUCAAGGCACAGCUCUCCUUGACCGACCUCAAGGCUCUCGUCAACGAUGCCCGUUUCAUCAUCGAACACGAGCCAUCCGCCAACGCCACCAAUACCGCUGACCAGCCCGCCUGGAAGCGCUCCCAUUUCCUCGACGUCCUCUUCCCCAACUCCACAGACCACGAGGCAGACGUCCUCGUCGGGGCAGGCGCACUCGAUGGCGACGCCGCAAUCUACGCCCUCGCCACCAACGACAAGCUCAGAGCCCUCUUGGACGAGACAAAGGACAUCAUCGAGUCCCAAGACUUUGGCACCAUCCUCUCCCUCUGCUUCGACCGUGUCUUUGAAACCUUUUUCGACAGUCUCUGCCCCACCUUUGGCGUUCAAAAGUCCGGCAGGACCGACUCGACCGUCCAGGUGGAGCCACUGUCCGCACUCGAGUCGCGAUUCCAAGAGAUCACGGACGAGAUGCAGCACGGCAAGCGUGUUCGUCUCGCCUCCCUCUUCCCCCUCGUCUCGAGGCAAAGUCAGAUGGCUAUUCGCGGCGUACCAAACGAGUACAUCGAGGUCCUUGCCGACGCCAAAGAGCUCCGGGCUUUCUCCGCCGUCUUAUAUGCAGCCUGGUCGCCCAUGUAG
This is a messenger RNA of Moesziomyces antarcticus, 1770 nucleotides long. RefSeq names its product peroxin-3. Gene Ontology annotation, molecular function: protein-macromolecule adaptor activity. Gene Ontology annotation, cellular component: peroxisomal membrane. Gene Ontology annotation, biological process: protein import into peroxisome membrane. The transcript has 2 exons. NCBI's taxonomy places the organism in Eukaryota, Fungi, Basidiomycota, Ustilaginomycetes, Ustilaginales, Ustilaginaceae. The record is from RefSeq and is a predicted model, not a curated record. Bases 1 to 1770 code for a protein of 589 amino acids.